Arabidopsis thaliana (thale cress) is the source of this 2696-nucleotide messenger RNA. It is a transcript of the gene ATB' GAMMA, whose product is annotated as Protein phosphatase 2A regulatory B subunit family protein. Gene Ontology annotation, cellular component: cytoplasm; nucleus; protein phosphatase type 2A complex. Gene Ontology annotation, biological process: signal transduction. The transcript is spliced from 2 exons. The record is from RefSeq and is marked reviewed. Bases 682 to 1989 code for a protein of 435 amino acids. Gene Ontology annotation, molecular function: protein phosphatase regulator activity. NCBI's taxonomy places the organism in Eukaryota, Viridiplantae, Streptophyta, Magnoliopsida, Brassicales, Brassicaceae.
CCUAAUAUCAGGGACAUAAUGUUCUAUAAUGUCUGUUAUUCGGAAUCCAAAGAAAGCCAGAGAUAUUGAGAUUUACAGUGAAAAUCUACAGAGGAAGAGAUAGCGAAGGACAAUUAUUAAUUUAUUUUCCUAUUUUAGUUUUCAUUACAACCUUAAUCUUCGUGUUGUGUGUUCUGUAACUUCCCAGAUUUUUUUUUUCUCUUUGCUGGGCUUCGUUGCCUUUUCCCCUUUUUUUCUCUUUCCUCUGCUCUCGAUUCAGUUUAGGGCGAGAAAAAGUAGCUGUUUUUACAGGGUUUAUCACAAAGAUCCUUCCUUUUUUACUUGAAGCUCGCCAUUUUCUUAGGGUUUCUCUUGAUUUCAUUCAUCUCCAGUGCCCAGAUCUCUCUCUCUACUCAUCUGCCAUUUGUAAGCUCCUCUUCUUCCUCCUCUCUCCAAAGUUUACAUUUUGUUGUUUUCUCUGGAUCUUCUUAAGCUAAUCUUUGAUUCUGUUUAUGAGAUUGUGUUUCCGAUUAUGAAUUUAGGCUUUGUCUACAUGCAGGGCUGUGUUCAAUGAUUAGGGUUUUGAUUUAGAACCAAAGCUUUUGGGUUUUACUGGUUUAGUUUAGGCUUGUUGCGAAGUAGAGAAAAAAAGGGAAGGGUUUUGGCCCUUUUGUGGGGAGAUAAUUUAGGGUUUCUGUAAUUAUGAUCAAACAGAUAUUUGGGAAAUUGCCCAGAAAACCUUCAAAAUCUUCGCAUAAUGACUCGAAUCCAAACGGAGAAGGUGGGGUUAAUUCAUAUUACAUUCCCAAUUCGGGUAUUAGUAGUAUCUCGAAGCCUUCUUCGAAAUCAUCCGCAUCGAAUUCGAAUGGAGCAAAUGGAACUGUUAUUGCUCCUUCUUCAACGAGCUCUAACAGAACCAAUCAAGUCAAUGGAGUUUAUGAAGCAUUGCCAAGCUUUAGAGAUGUUCCUACCUCGGAGAAACCUAAUCUGUUUAUCAAGAAGUUGAGUAUGUGUUGCGUUGUGUUCGACUUCAAUGAUCCGUCGAAGAAUCUGAGAGAGAAAGAGAUAAAGAGACAGACUUUGCUUGAGCUUGUUGAUUAUAUUGCAACGGUUUCUACAAAGUUGAGUGAUGCUGCAAUGCAAGAGAUUGCGAAAGUGGCUGUUGUUAAUCUUUUCAGGACGUUUCCUUCUGCGAAUCACGAGAGUAAGAUUCUCGAAACGCUUGAUGUGGAUGAUGAGGAACCUGCUUUAGAGCCGGCUUGGCCUCAUCUUCAAGUUGUCUAUGAGCUUCUUCUUAGAUUUGUGGCCUCGCCUAUGACUGAUGCAAAGCUUGCAAAGAGAUAUAUUGACCAUUCAUUUGUCUUGAAGCUCUUGGAUUUGUUUGACUCUGAAGACCAGAGAGAGAGGGAAUAUCUAAAGACCAUUCUUCAUCGGAUAUACGGGAAAUUCAUGGUGCACCGACCCUUUAUCAGAAAGGCGAUCAACAAUAUCUUCUACAGAUUCAUUUUUGAAACCGAAAAGCAUAACGGUAUUGCAGAGUUGCUUGAGAUACUAGGAAGUAUAAUCAACGGUUUCGCUUUACCGUUAAAAGAAGAGCAUAAGCUCUUCCUAAUCCGGGCAUUGAUUCCACUCCACAGACCUAAAUGUGCAUCUGCUUAUCAUCAACAGCUUUCUUAUUGCAUUGUUCAGUUUGUAGAGAAAGACUUCAAGCUUGCUGAUACGGUCAUUAGAGGACUUCUAAAGUAUUGGCCUGUGACUAAUAGUUCAAAGGAAGUUAUGUUUCUUGGAGAGUUGGAAGAAGUUUUGGAAGCAACUCAAGCAGCUGAGUUUCAGCGAUGUAUGGUUCCUUUAUUUCGUCAAAUCGCUAGAUGCCUCAACAGUUCACAUUUUCAGGUGCGACUCUCGAUAAGUUGUUCAUAUAGUCUCGCAAUUUUGCAGGUUAUAUUCAAAGUUGCUUCUUUUGUCAGGUGGCUGAAAGGGCUCUAUUUCUAUGGAACAACGAUCACAUAAGAAACCUGAUUACUCAAAACCAUAAAGUGAUAAUGCCCAUUGUGUUCCCGGCUAUGGAGAGAAACACACGGGGGCAUUGGAACCAAGCAGUUCAGAGUCUGACUUUGAAUGUGAGAAAGGUAAUGGCAGAGACAGACCAAAUUCUGUUUGAUGAAUGCUUAGCCAAGUUCCAAGAAGAUGAAGCGAAUGAAACCGAGGUUGUAGCCAAACGAGAAGCAACAUGGAAGCUUUUGGAAGAGUUAGCAGCUUCGAAAUCCGUAAGCAACGAGGCAGUGCUCGUCCCCCGAUUUUCAUCUUCAGUUACUCUUGCAACCGGUAAAACUUCGGGUAGUUGAACACUUUCUGCUCUCUAUCACCGAGACAUACUUUCAAACAAUCCAGCAGAAUUGUAUCGAUCCGUUCGAGCAUCAGGAUCAGUCCUUGAAGAAGAUUAAGCACGAUGAUUAAGAAGGGCAAUAUCAUCAGUGAAUACUUAAUUAUAACAUUUUUUUCAGGUUUAUGGAAUCAUGGGUUCAAUUGUUUGUUGCUUCUGAUCCUUUUUUUUUCUUACUCAGCUCUUAGUUGAAUAACAAUCUGAGGUGUAAGAAAUAUGGCUUAUAGAUAUAGUUCUUGAGAGGACGACUAAACAAUUAUUCGUAUUUGUAUUGUGGAAUGAAUUGUAUUUUAUGCUUUGAAGUUCAUUAAUUUAGCUCCCCUACUAACCAAAU